AUGGCUCAAGUUUUAUCGGCUCUUUACGCCUAUCGUUGUCCUCGACCGAAAAUGAAUAACUCUGCUUCGAAUCAGAGCCUUUACAUUGAGAGUGAUGAAGAAGAUGGUGAGAAAAAAAACUUGUACGAAGAAGAUGAUGAUGGUACUAUUUCUGAUUCUUCUGAUGCUCACAAUCAAAACCAUAACCAGUCUAAGCCAAGCUCAUACUCAACCGCAUGGCCAAAGAGUUACAGGCAAUCCAUUGAUAUGUACGGAAGUGUACCAAUACCAUCUCCAAAUUUGGGUUUUCUUGGUAAUUCUCCAAUGUCAAGAUUAGGAAGCUCUUUCAUGUCCUCAACACUAACAAGAAGACAUACUCCAGAGACAUUACCUACUCAUGCUGUUACAAAACCUCUGUUAGUAUCAUCACCACUGAGAGAUGAAGAAGCAGUACCGAAGCGUAAAAGUAGCUCGCAUUCUCUGCUUCCUUCGAAAUCAUCAUUUGUGGUGCAUCAUGAAAUGGGAAUCUCUAAUGAUAGCUCAUUUGGACAAGCAGUUCUUAAUGGAGUGAAUGUUCUAUGUGGGGUUGGAAUAUUGUCAACACCAUAUGCUGUGAAGGAAGGAGGAUGGUUGGGACUUCUCAUUCUAUUUGCAUUUGGUAUUCUUUGUUUUUACACUGGAUUGCUUUUGCGUUACUGCCUCGAUAGCCACCCCGACCUCCAAACCUAUCCCGAUAUUGGCCAUGCCGCUUUUGGUACCACUGGUCGCAUCCUUGUCUCCAUAAUACUCUAUCUGGAGCUAUAUGCUAUGAGUGUUGAAUACAUAAUUUUGGAAAGUGAUAAUCUUUCUUCACUCUUUCCAAAUGCUGGUCUAAAUAUUGGAGGGUUUCACUUAGAUGCACCUCAUCUAUUUUCACUGCUUACCAUCCUCGCUUUUCUUCCCACCGUUUGGCUUCGCGAUCUUAGUGUACUAAGUUACAUUUCAGCUGGAGGGGUGAUUGCAUCAGUGUUGGUGGUUUUUUGCUUAUUUUGGAUUGGUUUGGUUGAUGAUGUUGGAAUUCAUAGCAAAGGAACUCCUUUAAACUUAGCAACAUUACCGGUUUCCGUAGGACUCUAUGGUUAUUGUUACUCAGGACAUGGUGUUUUCCCAAAUAUUUAUACUUCAAUGGCCAAACCCUCUCAAUUUACUACUGUUCUCUUGACAUGUUUUGGAAUUUGUACUUUGAUGUAUGCGGGCGUUGCUGUUAUGGGAUAUAGCAUGUUUGGAGAAUCAACAGAAUCACAGUUUACUCUUAACCUGCCUCAAGAAUUGGUUGCGUCUAAGAUUGCUUUGUGGACCACGAAAGAAAGCACAUAUGCUUUGACAUUAUCUCCAGUUGCAAUGAGUCUUGAGGAGUUAAUACCAUCAAACCAUGGGAAGUCACGUUUGUAUGCAAUCGCCAUUAGAAGCGCAUUGGCCAUAUCUACUCUGCUCGUUGGUCUUGCGAUUCCCUUCUUCGGCCUUGUCAUGUCAUUGAUUGGAUCAUUCUUGACAAUGCUCAUUACUUUGAUACUACCCCCAGCUUGUUUCUUGAGCAUCUUAAGGACAAAAGUAACUCCUACACAGGUGGUGGUCUGUGUCUUCAUUAUCACAGUAGGAGCAGUAUGUUCAGUUAUUGGCACAUAUUCAGCUCUUGCAAUGAUCAUUGAGAAGUUGAGCUCUUAA
This is a messenger RNA of Arabis nemorensis, 1683 nucleotides long. Lineage: Eukaryota; Viridiplantae; Streptophyta; Magnoliopsida; Brassicales; Brassicaceae. The record is from the annotation of a GenBank genome assembly.